AUGGCAAAUCAUACUCAUAAUCACAAUCAUUCGCAUAAGAGUCGAUUACGACCGACAAAAAGUUGCAGACUUGCUACAGUUCUCCUACUAACAAUCGGUUUCUUCUUUGUUGAAUUAAUCGCUGGUUAUUAUGUUCAUUCGGUAGCAAUCGUUGCUGAUGCAAUUCACAUGUUAUCUGAUAGUGGUGCACUUGUGAUAGCCAUAGUUUCAGUUUGGAUUUCAAAACGUAAAUCACCUAAAAAUACUUUUGGAUGGGCGAGAGCACAAGAACUGGGUGCUAUGGUGAAUUGCAUAUUGUUAAUGUCAUUAUGUUUUUCUAUAUUGGUACAAGCUAUCAAACGUCUUGUACAAGCAGAAUCAGUAGACAAAGAUAGACUCACUCUUUAUAUCGUCGUUGGCGUUAUUGGUCUGGCUAUCAACAUCUUGGCAUUGAUCAUCCUCGGUGGCGAUAUGGCACACGGUCAUUCUCACGGUGGAAAUAAGAAAAAGAAGGAAGAGAUUGUCAGUGAUAAUGAUGAUUUGUGUGAUGAUGAAGAGAAUCAUCAGCAUAGCCAUCAUCACAAUUUGAACAGUAAUUUAGUAACAUCAUCAGGGUCAGCUAAUAUCAAAUGUAAUCAUUCCAAUGCAAACGAUAUCGAAAUAAAUGGUGCUACCGUUCCAUUGAAUUCGAUUGUUGAUGCUGAUACAUCUGAAAGCAAAAACAAAAAACAAGGCAUGUCUGGUGGACAACUGAAUAUUCGUGGUGCUUUUUUACACGUUUUAAAUGAUGCACUUGGUUCUGUGAUUGUUGUUAUUAGCGGUCUUUGUAUGCUAAAAUGGCCCAAAACAGCGUGGGUGAAUUAUAUUGAUCCUGGUGCAUCUUUAUGCAUGAUUUUAUUGAUUGUGAUAUUUACUAUUCCACUACUACGUGAAUCGGCAUUAGUUUUAUUACAAACAGUUCCUACUCACAUUGAAGUAGCUGAUUUACAGAAGCGACUUGUUGAACAGGUUCCAGGUGUCUUAGCUGUUCACGAAUUUCAUGUAUGGAAUACACCUAUAAUUUCAACAUCUUUUGUAAUAUUAGAAAAAGUAGCUCUUUUUUUUCAGGUCUGGCAAUUGUCCGGCUCAAAAAUUAUAGCAUCAGCACAUAUUCGGUGUCAUAAUCUUCAUGAAUACAUGCGUAUUGCUGAACAAGUUAAGAAUUUUUUCCAUCAUGAAGGUAUUCAUUCAACGACUAUUCAACCAGAAUUUAUCAAUGAUGAAGUAGAACCCAGUGUAGGCAAUAACGAUUGUAUAUUAGAAUGUUUAAAAGAUUGUUCAAUCAAUACAUGUUGUGGACAACCGUCGACAUAUGUUAAACUUCGUAAUAAUCGUAGUGGUCGAGAUGAUAUAGACGAAAAUCCUACGGUUAAUAUUAUGGUACCCAAUAUAAAUAUUGUCGGACCAUCUAGAACAAGUAGUUUUGUUGAAUAA
This is a messenger RNA of Didymodactylos carnosus, 1452 nucleotides long. The record is from the annotation of a GenBank genome assembly. Lineage: Eukaryota; Metazoa; Rotifera; Eurotatoria; Philodinida; Philodinidae.